UUCUCUAGCUUACGUUAUUAUAAGAAUACAGUGUAUAUAUAACACAUACAGCAUACAAUAUGUGUUAAUUGACUAUUAGUAAGGUCAACAGUAGGCUGUUAAUAGUUAAGUUUUUGGAGAGUCAAAACUUAUACACAGAUUUUUGAUGACACAAGGGUUGGCACCCCAAGCCCCAAAUUGUUCAAGGGUCAACUGUACUUAAAUGGUAGUGACCAGAAUAUUGAUAGAAAUAUAGGCAAUAAAGAGCCAUUCUCAGAUGGAACUGAAGAACAAGGUAUUGGAAACUGGAGCAAAUGCUAUCCUUGUUAAAAAGUAGCAAAGAACUUGGUUGACCUGUGUCUGCGUGCCAAGAACUUUAUGUAAGGUGGAAUUUAAGAAUGAUGAACUAGGAUAUGUGGCAGAAGAAAUAUCUAUGCAGCAAAGCAUUUAGACUGCUGCAUGGCUACUUUUAUAGUAAAAUGAGAGAGGAAAGCUGAUUUAAAGACAGAAUUUAUAAUUAAAAGAGAAGCCGAGUGAAAAGAUUUGGAAAAUUCUCAGACUGGCCUUGUAGUACAGAAUAAAAAAGCAUUUUUAGCAGAGGAUACCAAGGGUGUGAACAACUGACCAAUUGAUAAGAAGAUUGGUAUGGAUAAAACGAAGACAGAGGCUAUUCAUCAGGAUGAUGACAGAAAACCCCAAAGGCAUAUUAUGUUAGUACAUAACCUCUGUGGUACUUUAGGUGUUAAAAAUAGAGGAAUAUUCAGCUCUUGCCCCAUGUUAUAAAAAAAAAAAAUAGAGGAAUAUGAUAUCAUUCUUUUUAAUGCAGGGACUAGUGUUGCCAGGUUGUCUGGCACUUAAUACUCAGGAAUUUUCUGACAAGGGCGAUGAGUGGUUUAUGAUGGGAAAAAAUGUGUAAAAUAAACUCAUACAUUAGAAAAGGUGUAUGGGUAUCAUAUUACCUGAGUUGUGAAGUUUUCAGACUUUUGCCUUUACCAGUGACUUAGCUAAGUAUGUUAGGAAUCUGUUUUAAAAUGGCAGAAAUCUACUUGAAUUAACAUAAGCACACUUGAUUUACUGUAAGGAUUCCUGUGUGUACCUGGCCACCAAAAGGCAAGAAUGCAGCCAGGUCUGGAGCCUGGAAAAUCCAAGCAGUGAAGAACAAUAGGCAGCAUACUCAGGCUCAGGCUCAGCUCUUUCCUCACUUCUGAUCCCCCCUCCCUCCUUCGCUUUCCUGCUUUCUCUGUUCUUAGGCACGGGUAGAAUUUGCCAGAGGUCCCAAGUUUACACCUCCAUUCCAGAGACCAGCCCAAACUGAGUUAGAAUCUCCUAGACUUAAUUAAAAAUUGGCAGGAGAGAGAAUAUGAUUUGCCCAGUUUAGGUUAGGUGUUCACUUCUGGUCUACUCCUAUGGCCAGGGGGCCUGGGUCAAGUAAUAUAAAUGGGGAUUCCAGGGCUUGUGCUGUUGGUGAAGGGGUGGUUAACCAGGCUGAUCAGACACUCAGAAGGUGUAGCUAGCUGCUAAGUUCUUAUAUCACAACCUCUUCCCUUCUGUUGUUCCAUGCCUCCUGACAACUAAGAUAACCAAAGCUUCAGGAUAUGUUUUUCUCUCCUCUCUGGAGGCUUUUAGAAACUUAUCUUUGAUAGUUAUGCCUUGGCGUUUAUCAUACUCCAUUAAUGUUUUUUGGCUCAGAUAUCAAAGUGAGGUCUCUGCAUUCCGCUCUGUACAUUCAGCUCUUCCUUUAUUGAUGGCUUGUGACAGCCAGGCAUCGGUGGAAGAGCUGGUGGGGUUAUGGGAAGUGGGGAUGUGGUCUCCCCUGAUUUCUUUUGGACUUUUUCUUUGGGGUAAACAGGCACUUCUUGCUGUGGAUUAGUGAGGGUGACUCUCUGUGGCUCUUGGGUCUUUCGCUUUGGGAUAUAUGUGUGUAGAGAGCUCAGGAAUUGCAAGGUUGGCUUUCUGGCUAUAGCUCCCCAACUGGUUCAAUUCUGGUUAAUAGUUCUCCCUGGUUUUCAUGUGGCACAUGUUUCAAUCUAAGGUCAGUCCUUUACCAACAUUGAAUAAUUCGCACUAGAAGAAAGCCAUACAAUUAUAAAGAAUGUGGAAAAGCCUUUGUAUACAACUGAGAACUUGCACAGCACCAGAUAAGCCACAUGGGGAGAAAUCAUACUCAUGUAAGAAGUGGACAAGUUUUCAAUCAAAACACCCACCUUCUUCAGUGUCAGAAAAGUUGAUGGUGGAGGGCAGCUGUACGAAUGGACACAGUGUGGAAAAAACUUAAGUUCCAAAGUUGCCUUGACUCACCCUCCAAUAAAAAUGUCUUGGGUGAGAGUGGAGACACUUGCUUGGUUUACAAAUAUGUAAUGAGGGCAAAUCAUGCUGGUUAUUAAAUUGACAGGUCUAGCUCUGCAGUAGGGUGCCCUGACAAGUCUUUGAGGAUGGAGUGGUUUUGAAGACUGGCAGAGGCAGAGCCUGAACAGUAUUCAUCCCAAGCAGUCUCGCUUCUCGGAACCCCGAGGGAGUGUGAGGAGCGGGGCCGCCAGCCAUGCCCCAGACGCCUUGGCGCCAGAGCUUCAGCAGGAACCUAUUGUUUCAGGAACCAGUGACCUUUGAGGACGUGGCUGUGUACUUCACCCAGAAUGAAUGGACCAGCCUGGAUUCUGUGCAGAGGGCCCUGUACAGGGAGGUGAUGCUGGAAAAUUAUGCAAAUGUGGCCUCCCUGGCUUUUCCAUUCAACAGACCUGUACUGGUCUCCCAGCUGGAGCAAGGGGAACUGCCAUGGACCCUCGAUCCCUGGGAACCUGUAGGCAGGGAGGUCCUCAGAGGUGUCUGUCCAGGGGAUCAGACCAGAACCGAGAAGGAAGGAUUAGCUCCAAAGGAACACACGUCCAAAGAAACCGAGUCCCUCAGACUGACAUUGGGAGGACUGCCAGGGAAUGGUCCCCAGUACCUUGACUUUGGGAGCAGCCUAGAGCAGCCCCAGGGUCAUUGGAUAAUUAAGACAAAGACAAAGAGGAGAGGGUUCACAGAUGGAUCAACCAGGUUUCGUGAUACCUGUGCCAUCAAGAGUGGAGACAAGUGUGAGAAAUUAGGGAAAAAUGUUAGUGUUGGCACACAACUCACUAUGAAUCAAACAAUUCCUAGUGGUCAGAUAUCUUAUGAAUGUGGAAAAUGUGACAGAUAUUUCAGUCAAAUGGCAGACUUCCACCGACAUCAGAAAUGUCACACUUGUGAAAAGUCUUUUGAAUGCAAAGAAUGUGGAAAAGAAUUCAGAUAUAACUCCUUACUUAUUCGGCAUCAGAUAAUUCACACUGGAAAGAAACCAUUUAAAUGUAAAGAAUGUGGAAAAGGUUUAAGUUCAGACACCGCUUUGAUUCAGCAUCAGAGAAUCCACACUGGAGAAAAGCCCUAUGAAUGUAAGGAGUGUGGCAAGGCCUUCAGUAGCAGCUCGGUCUUCCUCCAGCACCAGAGGUUCCACACUGGGGAGAAACUCUAUGAAUGUAACGAAUGUUGGAAAACUUUCAGUUGUAGCUCAAGCUUCACUGUCCAUCAGCGAAUGCACACCGGGGAGAAACCCUAUGAAUGUAAAGAGUGUGGGAAACGAUUAAGCUCCAACACCGCCUUGACUCAGCAUCUGCGAAUUCACACUGGGGAGAAGCCCUUUGAAUGUAAGGAGUGUGGGAAGGCAUUCAAUCAGAAAAUAACCCUGGUUCAGCAUGCGCGAAUUCACACUGGUGAGAAACCUUAUGAGUGUAAGGUGUGUGGGAAAACCUUCAGCUGGUGUGGAAGAUUCAUUCUGCAUCAGAAACUACACACAAAGAAAGCAUCUGUACAAGCAUAGCACUCUUCACAGUUAGGCUCACUGUGCCUCUCCUUGUUUCUGUUUUCAUGCUGUUUAUUAGUGUUCUCACCAUCUUUCCUGGACUGUGCUGAUUCUCAACCAUAUGCUUUUGUUCACAUGACUGCAUAUCUUUAAUGUCCACUUUUCCACCUGUCCAGUCAGUCAUAUGUUUAAUCCAGACUCUUGGCUUCCAUCAUGAAAUGUUCCUCAAAUUCUGUAAGCCCUUGUCUCCCCACCAUGAACUCUCUUUACAGUUAGAAAAAAACGAAAAAACUAAAAAAAACAACUCCCAAAUUUACAAACAUAAAAGGAAAUGUAAGUUUCCAGAUUUAAAGGAUAUGCAAGAUAGAUUGGGGGGG
Messenger RNA from Microcebus murinus (gray mouse lemur), 4173 nucleotides. Lineage: Eukaryota; Metazoa; Chordata; Mammalia; Primates; Cheirogaleidae. The record is from RefSeq and is a predicted model, not a curated record.